CUAUAAAAUAAAAACAAAACAAAAAAACGACGCGCGCAACUUUCUUGUUCUUCUUUGAAAAAUAUAAUGACUUUGUUACAGCAAAAAACAGCACUCAUUACCGGUGCUACACGGGGCAUUGGUUUCGCCAUUGCAAACGCGUUUGCCAAACAUGGCGCCAACACAUUACUCAUCGGCAGAGAUGCGCAACGUGUUGACAUUGCAGAACGUGUUUUUCGCGAAAAGUUUCAAGACACAAAGCAUCAGGGCGUGGUCCUCGACGUGGGGAAUAAGGACAACAUUAAUGAUACGUUGAAGAAACUCGUGAAAGAAAACAAGAUUGAUAUCCUUGUCAAUGCAGCAGGUGUAUCGCGUGACGGCCUGCUGGUGAAAAUGAAAGAUGAGGACCUGAACGAAACAAUGGCAGUCAAUCUGUUGGGUGCCAUGCGUAUAUCUCAGAUUAUAUCCAGAUCCAUGAUUCAAAAACGUCAAGGCGGGUGCAUUAUUAAUGUAUCUAGCAUCGUAGGAGUGUAUGGAAACGUUGGACAAACUGUAUACAGUGCAUCCAAAGCGGGUCUGAUCGGAUUCACCAAGUCAUUAGCAAAGGAAGUGGGUCCUGCGCAGAUAAGAGUCAAUGCCAUCGCCCCGGGGUAUAUAGAAACGGACAUGACAGCAGAUAUUUUGAAAUCAGAGGCAUCAAAAGCCAAGUUAAUCGAAGCAAUACCAUUACGCAGACUAGGUCAUGUAGAUGAUGUAGCAGAAGCUGCCCUGUUUCUUGCUUGUUCUCAAUACAUGCAUGGCUCGGUGCUGAACCUGGAUGGCGGAUUGACACUGUAGUGUACCACUCUGUCAAUAUCUCACACUAUCCACGCACAAAUAAACAAUCAAGUGCUAGCU
Messenger RNA from Zychaea mexicana, 876 nucleotides. RefSeq lists its product as uncharacterized. The transcript has 6 exons. The record is from RefSeq and is a predicted model, not a curated record. Gene Ontology annotation, molecular function: oxidoreductase activity, acting on the CH-OH group of donors, NAD or NADP as acceptor. Lineage: Eukaryota; Fungi; Mucoromycota; Mucoromycetes; Mucorales; Lichtheimiaceae. The coding region runs from base 67 to 816 and encodes 249 amino acids.